Molecule: messenger RNA, 4101 nt
Organism: Oenanthe melanoleuca
Lineage: Eukaryota; Metazoa; Chordata; Aves; Passeriformes; Muscicapidae
Product: Fc receptor-like protein 5
Biological process (GO): cell surface receptor signaling pathway
Molecular function (GO): transmembrane signaling receptor activity
Source: RefSeq, a predicted model, not a curated record
AUGGCCGGGAAGGUGGCGCUGCUCCUGUGGGUUUGGGGACAGACCACACCAGGCCCCCCAGGUGCUGCUGUCUCCACUCGGCCACCCCCACCCAGCCCUGUCCCUUCUCCCUUCCAGCCCAGACCCUCGGCCUCGCUGAGCACCCAGCUCCUGGUGGAGCCCCCCUGGACGCCGGCGGUGCUGUGGGACCGGGUGACACUGACCUGCCAGGGCUCGGGGACCGCCGGUGCCACCACCUGGUACAAGGGUGGGCUGCGCUGGUGGCAGGAGGGACAUGACAGCUUCAGUGUCACCGAGAACGGCACCUACCAGUGUGAGAGACCCGGCAGUGGGAUCAGCUCCCCCGUUGUGGUGUCAAAUGAGCCGCUGGUGCUGCAGGUGGCAGGUGCAGCACGGGCACUGCUGGAGGGGGACACGGUGACACUGCGCUGCCGGGGCAGGCAGGACAGCCCUGUCACCAAGGUGCGAUUUUACAAGGACGAGUGGGAUCUGGGGGAGUCCCUCGGGGGCACCGAGCUGUCCCUCUUCCCCCUGGAGCUGCACAACAGCGGCGGAUACCGCUGCGGGGGCUUGGUGGCCUCAGGAAUGCCACUGUCAGCACCGGUGACAGUAACAGUGCACGAGCUCAAGCCUGUCUUGGUGCUGGAGGGUCCCCCCGAGCUCACCGAGGUCCCCCUCAAUCUCAGCUGCCUCAGCACCCCCAGCCCCCUGCGGCCCCCAGCCCCUCUCCUGUACCGCUUCUACCGGGACGGGCAGUCGGUGGGGGGCCCGCAGGGGUCCCCGCAGCUCCUGGUGCCCGCCGUGGGGGUCUCCCACUCGGGGAAUUACAGCUGCGAGGUGCGCUCCGAGGGGGGGGCCGUGCGGAAGAGCAGGGCCCGGCUCGGCGUCACGGUGCGCAGUGAGUGCGGGAUGGGCACGGGGAGCCCCCGCAGCCCUCCCAGGUCUCCCAACCCUGCUCAACCUUCUGCGUGCUGCCCUGCUUUUCCAGCUCUCUCCCUGGGACCUCCCAUCGCCUUGCCUGGUGCCUGCAUCCGUCCCAGGUCUUCUUCUCUGAGUGCCCCUCUCCUGCCCGUGGCCAAUGCCACCAUCACCCCCGGUCCCCCAGCACUCCAGGUGUGCCCAGGUGACCCCGUGACCCUGCGCUGCUCGGUGCAGGUGGGCUCAGCCCCUGUCACCUUCACCUGGCUGCAUGAUGGGCACGAGGUGGCCCGGGGUCCCCUCCUGGAGCUUGGGGCCAUCGAUGUGGGACAUUCGGGCACCUACCAGUGCGUGGCCACCAACCAGCUGGGACAGGACGGGCACCGCGUGUUCUGGGCACUCAGCCCAGAGCUGGCCCUGGAGGUGACACCACAGGGAACCAGUGGACACCACUGGAGCACAGUGGCUGUGAAUGUUGGCAGGACCCUCCUGUACCUGCUCCUGCUCCUGGCUGUCAUCGGGGGCUGUCGCUGGUGGCACCACCAGGCUUUCAGGAAGCCCCAGGACAGGAAUCCCCCGGAGGAGGGGGAAGUGUUGGACCCCCACAUCGUGGGCACUGAGACGGCAAGGUUGCCCAUGGCCGGGAAGGUGGCGCUGCUCCUGUGGGCCCAGACCCUCGGCCUCGCUGGUGCCCAGAGCACCCAGCUCCUGGUGGAGCCCCCCUGGACGCCGGUGGUGCUGUGGGACCGGGUGACACUGACCUGCCAGGGGUUGGGGACCACCGGUGCCACCACCUGGUACAAGGACAGGCGGCGCUGGUGGCAGGAGCAACGACACAGCUUCACUGUCACUGAGAGUGGCACCUACACAUGUGGCGGACCUGGCACAGGGCGCAGCUCCCCCGUGACAGUCUCAGAUGACUGGCUGGUGCUGCAGGUUCCGGCGCGGGCGCUGCUGGAGGGGGACACGGUGACACUGCGCUGCCGGGGCCGGCAGAACAAUUCGGUCAAGGUGUCCUACCGUGACAGACAAGAACUGGGGGCGCUCCACAAUGGGAUUGAACUGUCACUGUCCCCUCUACAGCUGCACCACAGCGGCCACUAUCACUGCAGGGGCUGGGUGAAAUACUGGGGGUGGUGGGAGCAGUCAGCGGCGGUGCCAGUGCCAGUGCAAGUGCCCGUGGCCAAUGCCACCAUCACCCCCGGUCCCCCGGCUCUCCAGGUGUGCCCAGGUGACCCCGUGACCCUGCGCUGCUCGGUGCAGGUGGGCUCAGCCCCUGUCACCUUCACCUGGCUGCUCGAUGGGCACGAGGUGGCUCGGGGUCCCCUCCUGGAGCUUGGGGCCAUCGAUGUGGGACAUUUGGGCACCUACCAGUGCGUGGCCACCAACCAGCUGGGACAGGACGGGCUCCGCGUGUUCCAGGCACUCAGCCCAGAGCUGGCCCUGGAGGUGACACCACAGGGAACCACUGGACACCACUGGAGCACAGCAGUGGCCACAGGCCUUGGUGGAUCCCUCCUCUUCCUGGUCCUGCUCGUGGGUGGAGCUGUGGGCUUGUACCAGUGGAACAGCAUGACUGCCAGGAAGCAGCAGGAAAGGCCCCCCCCCAGAGGAGGGGGAGGUGCUGUACACCCACGUCGUGAGCACCAAGCAGAUGGGAGUGUCCCCCUGUGCCACCACACUCCAGGAUCCCCAGGGUUCCCCACCCUGCCCGGGAGAUGGACACGAGUGGGGCAUCCCAUGUGGGGCUGUCCAGAGCUCCCCGUUCCAGUGCUCCCAGUUGUCCCAGUACCUCCAGGGGCUCCGCAUUCCCUCCUCCUGGGACACGGCACAAGACCUUUGUCCCACUGACUGGACACAAAACUCAGAUUUUGAAUUAAACUGGGAGAAAUGGUUCUUGUUUGUUCAGCUCUGCCCGCUCAGCUCAGGAUGCAGGAGGGUCCCUGUCAGGCUGUUGAGCAGAUCCUUGUGGGAUUUGUAGGAUUUUUGGGGUUCUCUCAGUCCCUUAAGGAAAGGGACCAAAUGAUCAAUUUCUGCAUUUCUGGACUGGUUCCCUCACAGCUGCCCCUGCAGGGGGGGUUUCCAGCCAGCCCUGCUCUGAAAAACGUCAAAGGCCCUCACAGAGUCACUGCUUGGACUCACACUGGGUUUUGUGCUUCUUGCAGGGCUGACAAAACCACAUCCAGGCCUUUUCCCCCACAGACAGAAUUCUCACCUUUGCAACAGCUCAAAAACUGCGAGAAAGAAAGGCAAGGGGAUGGGGGGAGCCUCAGGUCCUGGCUGCCACCUGGGGCUGGCCAAAGCCCUUUCCUGUGCAGUGGCCAAGUCGAGAAGCUCCCCAAAAUCUUCUCGGCAGAAAAGAAACUUCUUGUGGGGAUGGCUGGGGGAAUCUGAGCCCCAAGAUGAGUCCAAUGCUGUCCCGGUAGCCCAAAAUCUCUGGGAGAGAUUGCAGAAUCGUGUGUUUGUGCACAGGGAUAAUUAAAAGCACGACUGAACUUCAGGAAUGCUGGGUCUAAUUGCAGGAGCGCGUUAACGGUCUGCUCCUCCUCCCUAACCUCCACCCCUUCAUCCUCUUCCUCCUCUUCCUCCUCUUCCUCCUCUUCCUCCUCUUCCUCCUCUGCCUCCUCCUUGUCCUCCCCCUGAGGCUGCUGUGUCGGGACCAGCAGCACCCCAGGAAGAGUAGCAGCUCCAAACGUGCUGUGGAGACCCUGAGGAGCCCUGGCAGUGUCAGCAAGGAGCACCUGCUUUCCUCAACACCCCCGGGGAAUUCAACAUUCCCAGAGCUGCUGUGCCAGGGCUGAAGGAGGAAAAGGCAGUGAAAAGCUGAGGGUUUUCAGGAAUUGUGGUGGAAAGGCACGAGAGGUGCUGCUGUGGGCCUGAGACCUGCCUGGGGUUCGGCGCUGCCUUCCUUGCGUUCCCAUCAGGGAGAGCGGUCGCGGGUGUUGCGCAGGGUGUGUGCCUGGGCCGGGACACUGCUACGCUGCCACCGGGCACCAGGAUCCAAGCUGCUGCCUUCGUCUCUUCUGCCCGGGCGCUGCCGGUGCUGGUGCCGGGACCAAUUGGUGCAAAGUGUGAGUUUGCCAAAGGAGCGAUUUGGCCUCGUCCCUCCCGCCCGAGGCCGCCAUGGCCCCUGAGGGGUUGGAGCUGGCACCGGGGCGCCCCCUGCUGGCCGGGAGUGCUCCC